This is a messenger RNA of Cantharellus anzutake, 1054 nucleotides long. RefSeq lists its product as uncharacterized. The coding region runs from base 79 to 828 and encodes 249 amino acids. Lineage: Eukaryota; Fungi; Basidiomycota; Agaricomycetes; Cantharellales; Hydnaceae. The transcript has 5 exons. The record is from RefSeq and is a predicted model, not a curated record. Gene Ontology annotation, biological process: DNA-templated transcription initiation. Gene Ontology annotation, molecular function: RNA polymerase II general transcription initiation factor activity; DNA binding.
CUCGGAUCCAAAUUUUUCCCACAACCAAAAAUUUUUUAGAGCGCGCUUUGGAAACACUGUUUGAUCGCAUCUGUCAAAAUGGCUUUCCAAGCAUCUUCUCAACAGCGACAGAAUGGUGGUCUUGUUAUGCCUGGUUCGCAGAACACCGUUCCGUCACCUGUUCCCUCUACGUCGACGUCGAAUGCAGUAAGCACGACCGUCGUAGCCCCGACAAACAGUACCCCAGCAAAUGCUCCAACCCCGGGCAAGCCGCUCACGCUUGAGCAGCAGCAUAUCACAGCGGUGGAUGGGAUUGUUCCUACACUGCAAAACAUCGUCGCCACCGUCAACCUUGACUGCCGACUUGAUUUGAAAACCAUUGCGCUUCAUGCUCGCAAUGCCGAGUACAAUCCUAAGCGAUUUGCAGCUGUAAUCAUGCGCAUCCGUGAUCCCAAGACCACCGCGCUCAUCUUUGCCUCGGGCAAGAUGGUUGUUACAGGCGCCAAGUCUGAAGACGAUUCCCGUCUUGCCUCUCGCAAAUAUGCGCGCAUUGUGCAGAAGCUUGGCUUUGAUGCCAAAUUCUUGGACUUUAAGAUCCAGAACAUUGUUGGCAGUUGUGAUGUGCGCUUUCCAAUACGGUUGGAGGGUCUUGCGUAUUCGCACGGGUCUUUCAGCAGCUAUGAACCGGAGCUCUUCCCUGGUCUUAUCUACCGCAUGAUCAAGCCCAAGGUUGUGCUAUUGAUUUUUGUGUCGGGGAAGAUCGUGUUGACUGGUGCCAAGGUUAGAGAAGAAAUCUACACCGCAUUCAACACAAUUUAUACCGUGUUGCUCGAGUUCCGUAAACCUUAGUCUUCGUCGUUUGCGCCAUUCUGGGACUACCCCUCGCACUCUUCAUCAUCAACUACAAGUCAAAGCAUCCUUAACUUAUUUGAUUCACGUUACAUUAUACUUUUUAACCCCGUACUUUUCACUUCCUCCCGAGUACGACCUACAGCUAUCAUACAUACCUACUGUCGCUUCCCUAUCCUCACCGUGCAUAUCACACUCUGUUGUAUCCUACCUAUUACAGCAUUCG